Molecule: messenger RNA, 3093 nt
Organism: Naegleria lovaniensis
Lineage: Eukaryota; Heterolobosea; Eutetramitea; Acrasida; Naegleriidae
Exons: 5
Coding region: 1-3093 (1030 amino acids)
Biological process (GO): intracellular calcium ion homeostasis; calcium ion transmembrane transport
Cellular component (GO): endomembrane system; membrane
Molecular function (GO): calcium:proton antiporter activity
Source: RefSeq, a predicted model, not a curated record
AUGAGCAGCCAAAAUAAUCCCAUGAGCCAAGACCCAUCACUGUCAUCAGAACAGCCAUCAAAGAAGAAAAAGAAUGCACGUAUUACAUUCCGAGACAAUGAAAUUAUUACAACAGAAGAUACCUCACGAAUUCAGAGAGAAGGUACACAACCAAUCUUGAUUCAUUCAAAAGAAGGACUUUCAUCCUUCAUUCCCAGGACUCCACCGAAGAAUUUAAUGGCCAACAAUUCUCUUCGUACGAAAUAUUUUGAAGACGAAGAGGAAGGCUCCGACGUAGAAGAGGAUGAAUCAGAAGAAGUGAAUGACGCACGUGCAUCAUCAACCAUAACCAUCCGAACUACAUCCGUAGGCUUGAUGGAUUUAGAUGAAGAAAAUACUGAUGCCACUCCUUCCCCAAAGCGCGCUGCCAAAUUGAAAAGUUCAAAAACAUUUGUGCCCAAAUCAUCCUCUCAAGAAAACAGCUCACCCAUUCCUCGUUCUGUCACAAGAUCCAAUUUUACACGAAAACCCAUGCGGCCCUCCUCUUCUUUUUAUGGUGAGAUAUUGACUACUCCUAAUAAUUCAUCAAAAAAGCACAAGACCAUGGAAAUGAAAAGAAGAAAUUCAAUUCGAAGAAUGAAGUCUGUAUUUGAUUUUGGACGAGAAGAGUCACACCACAAUUUUCCAUUUUACGAUCAUGAGCGAGGUGCAUUCAUUGGAACCGAUGAAGAUGAGAUAGAAAUUGCGCAAGCAAGCUCAGUUGAUGAUGAUACUGAGAUUAGUGAAUCUGAUAAGCGAAAAUUUGCAUACAGAACUAAAAUGGCACUUAAAAAACUUUAUGAACAAUUCAAGUCGAUCAUCCUUUUCAUUUCUAGAUUUGUUUAUAUUAUCACUGUUGGAUUUGUAUUAUUUGUGUUGUUCAACAUUUUCUCGGUUUUGAGUUGGAUUUCAAUUUUUGGAGUAGAUCAUGGAAAGGCAUUAUUUCGACUUUCUUUCUUUGUGUUAAACCCUUUUAAGAAGAAAUUAGUUUUUCCCGACAUUUCAAAAGAAAAAACAACAGAAGAGAGCAGUUUGCUCAUUGAUAGCACCAGUAAUCAUGCGAGAGUUGAGCCAAAAUCUGCAAAAGCAGUUCAUGUCAUUUGGUUUAUUCUGUUCGGGCUUCCUCUUACAUUCAUCCAAGGAUCUAUUGCAGUAUUAUUUUGGUUUUCUGUAGUUGCUGCACCUAUUUCAAAACUAAUUUUCGAUAUCAACAAACACAUGUUCUUUCUGAGAUUUAGACAUGGAAACGUAGCUCAACUUGAGAAGAUUGACAACUCCAUCAAUGGUGAAUCAACUAUGGAGAGUGAUGACUCUUCACAAGACGACUCUUCCAUAAGGAUGACAUCACCCUUGUCGUUUUCAACUUUCAAAUGGAAACUUUUCUCUAUCAAUGUUCCUCUUCUUAAUUUGUUAGUGACAAUACCUGUCACAUUAGGGCUACAUUAUGGAUUAGAAGAAGAGCUUACAUCCAAGUACAGCAUGGUCAUAUUUGUACUUUCAAUUGUGAGCGCCAUGCCUUUAGCCAUAAUCAUUGGACACUGUGUUGAGUCUAUUGUUGCUCAAACCAGUUUUAUAUUUGGAUCUAUGAUUAACGCAACAUUUGGUACAAUUAUUGAAUUGAUAUUGUAUUUCUUAGCUUUGUACAAGGAGUUACAAGGUGUGGUGAUGCAAUCCAUUACUGGAGCCAUUUUAGCUGCAAUUUUGUUAACACCUGGUGUCUCCAUGAUAUUUGGAGGUAUACGGUACAGAGAACAAUACUUUAACAGAUAUGCAGCAGGUGUAUCCUCUAUUUUACUGUUUAUUGCUGUGGUUGGCGCUUUCUUACCAUGUGUAUAUUUUCUCCUGUUUGGUGCUCAGGAAUUGAAGUGUGGGCAAUGCUUGAGUGGUCUCCCCUAUAAUCGUACCAUUGAGGAGCCAGACUUGACAAUGAACUCAGUGAACAGCAUAUAUCAGAAGACUCACGAUUCCGCUUGGAAUUGGAUUGAGAAAGCUCAACAAACGGUUAAAAAACUUUAUGGAAAAAAGUACAAGAAACAUGUCAACACAUUGCAUGGAAAGAAACUAUCAGAGGUAACAAAAAAACAAUCCAUUAACACAAUUUAUGGUCGAGAUAUAGAAAUUGUUCCAUACCAUAUUGACAGUGAAGAUAUAACGAAGGGAACAAAUCAACUCUCAUUCCACACCUUCAUUGAAAUUCCAAACAUAGUUCAAGAAUCAAAUUUUACACCCAUUUCUAACAACUCGAAUAGUACUUAUAGUAUUAGAUGUGUUGGGUGCGACCUUUCUUUAGAAGAUUUUAUUCAUGAUCCGUUAUAUCAAAAUAAGGUGCGACCUUUAGCCUUUACUACAGCCAUAAUUCUUCCAUUUGCUUACAUUUUUGGUUUAAUCUACAGUCUAAGAACACAUAGAUUUUUAAUGCAAAAACCCCCAAAGAAAGCCUAUUCUGGAGAGCCAUCUACCGCUAACGAGGCAAGUACAUCUGAAAAGAAUCAUGAUACAGAAAAACACAAAGAUGAUAACAGUGAAGAAGAAGAAGUGCCCGUUAAAACAAAAGAAUCAAAUGAAGGAGAUAGUCACCAAGAAACUGAAGAGGGUAUUUGGCCUAUCUGGAUAGCGAUACUUGUGUUAAUCGUUUGCACAGCUGCAUAUAGCUUUGUUGCUGAAGUUAUGACCGCGUCUCUAGAACCUGCAUUCGACAGCAUUGGCGUAAAUUCGCAAUUUGCUGGAUUGACAUUUGUUGCAAUUUUGCCCUCACUUGGUGAAUUUCUGAACGCUAUUCAAUUUGCUUUAAACGACAAUGUGACGUUGGCUCUUGAAAUUGGUAACGUGGCAGCUAUUCAAAUUUCUCUCCUACAAAUUCCAAUAUUGGUAUUAGGAUCCUUCUUUUUCUUUGGUGGCAACCAGAAAAUGGUGUUUUCAUUGGAAUUUCCUCAAUUCAAUUUAUUUGCCAUCUUUUUUGCAGUUUUUGUAUUGAACAUUAUUUCUAGAGAUGGUCGUUCGAACUACUUCCACGGGUUGUCAUUGGUGUUUGUUUACGUUUUUAUUGUAGUUGGCUUUUUCUUUAUUUACUUUUGA